Molecule: messenger RNA, 1781 nt
Organism: Pectinophora gossypiella (pink bollworm)
Lineage: Eukaryota; Metazoa; Arthropoda; Insecta; Lepidoptera; Gelechiidae
Exons: 11
Coding region: 70-1530 (486 amino acids)
Cellular component (GO): extracellular matrix
Source: RefSeq, a predicted model, not a curated record
AACUAUAAAACCAUAAUGCCGGACCGUUGACAUCAAUCAACAUUCGAUUCUUAAACAACACAUAUCAAAAUGUUCAGCAAAAUUGUAGCAUUCAGCGCCCUCUUGGCUGCGGCCAACGCCGGUCUCUACGGCCACGGUCACGCCGUGUCGUCCCAGAGCAUCGUCCGUCAUGACGAGGGCCACUAUGCUCCGCUAGCGCACGCCGCCCCCGUGCACUAUGCCGCCCCCGUCCACUACGCCGCCCCCGUCGCCCACUACGCCGCCCCCGUCGUCCACGCCGCCCCCGUCGCCCACUACGCCGCUCCCGUUGCUCACUACGACGGUCAUGAUGAGCAUGCUCACCCCAAAUACGACUUCGCCUACUCCGUGGCCGACCCCCACACCGGAGACCACAAGUCGCAGCACGAGUCCCGCGAUGGUGACUCUGUGCACGGCUAUUACUCCCUCGUGCAGCCUGAUGGCUCCGUGCGCAAGGUCGAGUACACCGCUGAUGCCCACAACGGUUUCAACGCCGUGGUCCACAACUCCGCCCCGGCUGUGCACGCCGCCCCCUAUCAAUCAACAGUCAAAGUUGACCAGAGCAAAAUGUUCAGCAAAAUCGCAGCAUUCGGUGCCCUUUUGGCCGCAGCCACCGCUUACGACCUGGGUCACGCCGUGUCGUCCCAGAGCAUCGUGCGCCUUGACGAGGGCCACUACGCCCCUCUGGGGCAUCUCGCUGCCCCCGCGCACUAUGCCGCCCCUCUAGUUUACGCCGCUCCCGUCGCCCACUACGCCGCCCCCAUCACCCCUUACGCCGCCCCCAUUGCUUACGACGGGCACGACGAUGAUGGACAUUACGAUGAUGGGCACUACGAUGAGGGUUAUGGCCAUGAUGAGCAUGCCCACCCCAAAUACGACUUCGCGUACUCGGUGUCCGACCCCCACACCGGGGAUCACAAGUCGCAGCACGAGUCCCGCGACGGCGACGUCGUCCACGGCUUCUACUCGCUCGUGCAACCCGACGGCUCCGUGCGCAAGGUCGAGUACACCGCUGAUGAUCACAACGGUUUCAACGCGGUAGUCCACAACUCAGCUCCGUCCAUCCACCCCGAGCCGGUGCACCACGAACAACCCUCAUACCACGCCGCCCCUAUCGCCCACGCCUACGAAGCUGCCCCUAUUGCCCACGCAUACGCUGCUGCUCCCGUCGCCCACGCAUACGCCGCCGCCCCCGCCUACACUAGCGCCUCCAUUGGCCACCUCGGCGGUUACUCUGGAGGAUACGGAGGUCACGAGAGUCAUGAGGAUUAUUAUUCCCACCCGAAAUACCAGUACUCUUACUCCGUGGAAGACCCCCACACUGGCGACCACAAGUCCCAGCACGAGUCCCGCGACGGUGACGUGGUGAAGGGAGAAUACUCCCUGCUACAGCCUGAUGGCUCCUUCCGCAAGGUCUCCUACACCGCUGACGACCACAAUGGUUUCAACGCGGUGGUCCACAACUCUGGCCCCAGCCACCACGUCUACUCUUCCCAACACCACCACUAUUGAUCUCCCUACUAUAUACCUAAGCUUUCAGUACGGUCACGAGCAUUAAUAUGUAUACACUUUGGCACCAUGUCACAUUAACUUUUUUGACAAAUUGAACUGUAAGUCUCACUAAAUGUCAAAUAUGCUAGUGCGACAGAGUCCUAAAGUGGGUUCAUUAUAUAGCUCAUGACUGUACAUGUAACAUGUCUAUUUAUUUUCUGUGAUCUUGUGCUAUUGUUUUUUACAAAGUCAUUAAAAUUAGUACAAAAUUA